UACUUGUCACUGUACAGUACCCUACAUCAAAACAGGGUAAUUAAAAGAGCUUUUUGAAGCAUAAUCCAUUCCAAAUGGUUGUCCAGGUCAAACCUAGCUCGCAUCACUGCAGCAAGACAAUUGAGGGAACUCAGCAAAAAGUGGAAGCUAAUAUCUUAUUACUUGGGGCUGAAAAUGUAGGGAAAUCAGCGCUCACCGUCAGAUUUAUUACCAGAAGAUUUAUUGGCGAAUACGGUGAUAUAGAAUCAAUUUACAGUCACAUUGACACAGUUGACGGGAGGGAAAUAUCCUUCAACAUAUGGGACUCGCUCUACCCACAGGACAGUGCAAUAACUGAGUCGAUAAGUGAGAAACAGCUUCAAUGGGCAGACGGCGUGAUACUGGUAUACAGCAUAUGCGACCGCUCCAGCUUCGAGGUAGUGCGUCAACAAGUGCAGCGCAUCCGCCAUGCCAGUAGGAAGAUGUCUGCAACAGCGCCCAUCAUCAUUGUUGGAAACAAACGCGAUUUGCAGCACCGACGGACAGUCUCAAGUGAGGAGGGCCGACUCCUUGCUCUCUCGGAAGACUGCGUAUUUUUCGAGAUAUCCGCAGCUGAAACAUACCACGGUGUUUUGCUGGUGUUCCAUGGACUGAUAGAUCUUAUCAAAGAGUCGAGAGCUCUGCGGAAAGGUGCCGCGGGUAUUAAAAGUAUAGUGAGAAGCAUGUCAGCUGUAUUCGGGAAGAAACGUGCAGAGUAAUCUACCACAGGAUAGUCUACAUUAUGCGCAAUGGGAUUUGGAUAGUCAGAACAUGUCGUAGGUAUGCUACGCGGUUGGCCAAUGCAGACUUGGAGGCGCAAUUGAGAAAAAUGGUCUAUGGCAGGUUGUAGUCCAACAGCAGGUGCGUUCUAACAACUUCAACAGGUUUUGAUAGGGAACUUCAUUGGGACGGUUUUCAGAAAGGAGAAAUUGGUUAUCUUGUAGAGUUACACAAAAGUUUGAAUUGCAGAUGGAAGCAAUCAAUCAAUAAUUUAUUCUACUUUUUGAAGUUGAAAAGUAGGUAUACAGUACUGUAGAUAAACUGUAUGAGAAAUCAUGUGCGGUUCCAUCCUUCACUCAAUAGGUAUUCAAUGUGAAGCAUGAGCAGGAAUCUGGAGUAGCUGACAUCUGACAAUACUGUUGAUCUGAUGGAAGUCCUACCCAUUGUCAAUUGUUAGGGAAUUUAUUUUCAGUGACAAUGUACACUCGAAGUUUGUAAAAUGUUGAAGGCUUGAUGUGUGUAUAAUCAGCAAUGCAAAACAGCAAACAAUUGCAUUUCAGUAUUAUACUUUAUCUGAAAACGAACGUUAAACUUAGGAAUUCUAUGUUACAAGUUCUAGCAGACUUGAUGCUUAUAUGUGCUGUGCACACGUUUGUUUGAGAAUUGUAAAUAAUUGAAUAUAUUGAAAUGUGGAUAAAAGUAUUUCAUUUCUGUGUAAUAAAUCUUGGGGAAAAGUUAUGUUGUAAUUUUAAUGUUUAUACAAUGCAUGAAACCGGAAUGGGUUAAUCUGGGAAAGUACAUGUAUGAGCUGAAUACUGUACUGUAGAUGGGGAAAUUAAACUUUAUUUCACUCUUCAUAACCUCAAUACAUUUCACAUCAGCAAUACAAAUGUUAUUUAUUUCUUGAAUACAACCAAUGUUAUGUUGAUGUAUACUGUCGGACAAUCUAAACGUGUCAUGUAUUAUAUGUUUUGAAAUAUUAAAUGUUAUGACAUUGUAAUAAAGACACAUUUUCUACUGUC
Molecule: messenger RNA, 1760 nt
Organism: Salvelinus fontinalis (brook trout)
Lineage: Eukaryota; Metazoa; Chordata; Actinopteri; Salmoniformes; Salmonidae
Product: Ras-related and estrogen-regulated growth inhibitor-like protein
Exons: 4
Coding region: 75-737 (220 amino acids)
Molecular function (GO): GTPase activity; GTP binding
Source: RefSeq, a predicted model, not a curated record